Messenger RNA from Mercurialis annua (annual mercury), 2727 nucleotides. RefSeq lists its product as uncharacterized. The coding region runs from base 196 to 2625 and encodes 809 amino acids. The record is from RefSeq and is a predicted model, not a curated record. NCBI's taxonomy places the organism in Eukaryota, Viridiplantae, Streptophyta, Magnoliopsida, Malpighiales, Euphorbiaceae. The transcript has a single exon. Gene Ontology annotation, biological process: meristem development; meristem maintenance.
AACUGUAAUGGUUCGUCAGAAAUGUCAAAAUCAUAAAUCAGUAAGUGUGACGAGCAAUUAUGGCAAGAAAAUGGAGAAACGAUGAGACGUGACAGAAAGUAAUUUAAGUGUGACUGUUAAGAAAUGUAAAUCAGCCCGACAUUUCUUCCCUCUCAAACAAACAAACCCACCAAAAUUCUUCACUCACCUUCUACAAUGGAGGACGGAUCAUCAUCCUCAACCGCCAUUACAGAGUCAAGAGACGAGCUCAUGAUUUCAUCAGCCGAUCACCAAACCCCAACUUUAAGAAAAGCCCACUUCUUAAAACCCUCUAAAUCCACUGAUCUUCAAGAGAAUUUCAGUCUUUGUUCAGAUUCUCUACCGGUAACAUUUAACCCUCAAAAUUGGCCUCUCACUGUCCAUUUUCACGGGUGGAAAUUUCCACAGAAGGAAUGGAGAGAAUGGGUUCAAAAAAUGGCUUCUUUACACGAACCCACUUGGAAAAAAGCUGGCAUACAUGAAGCCAUCGUGAAUUCCACAUACCAAAUCCAUAGAAAUGAUCUGGUUCUUGGUGUUGCAGAGAGAUGGUGCCCACAAACAAACUCAUUCAUUUUCCCAUGGGGUGAAGCUACACUUACUCUAGAGGAUAUGAUGGUAUAUGGGUACUCAGUUCUUGGUCUCCCCGUGUUUAAAUCUCUUGAAACUGUGGAAUUGAGGGAAAUUGAACAGAAACUGAAUGAAACUAGACUGGAAUUUGGGAGAACUUCUGCUAAAAAAGCUACUCAUUAUCUUUGGUUGAAGAGAUUCAUGGAUAAUGGUGAAGAAUUGGAGCAUGAAGCAUUUCUUUCACUCUGGUUGUCAAGGUUUGUUUUGCCUAUUUCUCAUGAUGUUAUUUCUGAACGUAUUUUUCCAAUUGCUAUUCAUUUAGCUAGAGGUGUUAGGAUUGCUUUAGCACCAGCAGUUCUUGCUAAUAUUUAUAGUGAUUUAACCUUAUUGAAAGGAAAAAUUGUCUCAUUGUCCUCAUUAGUUGGAAACACUGGUAAUGAUGUUAACUAUGAUAAAUCUAUAGUUGGUGUUACAGUUUUUUCUCCACUUCAAUUAGUUCAAGUUUGGAUAUGGGAGAGAUUUUUAAAGCUGCGGCCCAAUCCUAAAUAUAUUGAAAAUGGUGAGCCAAGAUUGGCUCAAUGGAAUAAUCUGAGAUGCAAAUUUGAGAAUCUCAGGCUGGUUUUGGACUCGUCGAAAGAGAGUUUCGUUUGGCGGCCAUAUACUAAGCCUGUGAAAAAUUGGGAGUUUCCCAAGUUUUAUAGGGAGGAAGAAAUGUGGGUGUCGGUGAAUUCGUGUUUGGAUGAAGAGCUAGAGUCGUUUUUCCGAUGUUUGAGAGUUUCCGAGUUAGUUGGGAUUGGAGCUGAUUGUAUUGAACAGUAUCUUCCGCAUAGAGUAGCAAGGCAAUUUGGAUUUGAUCAAGAUGUUCCAGCUUUUGUUGCUCGAUCUAGUGAGAAUCGUGAGGAUGCUUGGAAUGUUUAUAAUAGACCACUUACUGAUGUAAAAUGUUAUGUGCCCUCUCGUCUUUUUGAGACUGAUGUUACAGUCAAGUACAUGGAGUGGUGGAAGGAUUCAGUAUUGGAACGGCACAAGAGUUUAGCAUGCCUUAGGAAAGAGCUGAAGCAGUCGAGAGAAAAGAAUAAGAGAUGUAAACUCGUAUGUAUUUCUAAAAUUAUGCGAAAGAGUCUCAAGCCAAAGAAGGCAGAGAAUGAUUUAAGAGCAUUGAAUGCACCACUUCAGAGUCCCAAUAGCGAAAAUAUCAUUUCCUGUUUGAAAAGAUCAUCAAAGAUCCUAAAACGGAAGAACAUGGACAGUGUCGUACUUGAUUCUAGUAAUUAUUCUGGGCGGAAAUCGAAAACCUUGGUCAAGAGUUUAGACAAAAAGACUCUUGUUGAAAUUAACGAUCUUCCCUUUCCUCCUGGAUUUCCUCCUAAAUGUAAAAGGUUGGAAGCUGGAGAUUCUAGUGAGGAAGAUCACCUAACUAUAGCACAAUUGCGAAAAUCCAGGAACAAGCAUGAAGUUAAGACUUGGCAAGCUCCGCUAAGUGAAGCUGUUGAGAAUAAGGAGGGUGAUAAUGAAAAUGCAUCAGGUCGAAAUUUGAUUCCUGAUACAGUAGUUGAACAUAAUGAAGCAGCUGUUCAGGAUGGACAUGGCAGCAAUGGAAAAAUUGUGUCGGGUCGUCCAUAUGUGAAUGACUCAUCUCCCGGUGAUAAUGCUGUGCAGCUGACACUGAAAUCCAAUGAACCAGCCGAGACCAAACACGACAAUGAUGGUGGAAAUGUGUCUGGUCAGUUAGGCCAACCUCUGAGUCGUUCAUCGUCAACUGGCGAAAAUGUGGCUAUAGAAGUUUUAGAUAUGAGUGAUGGUGAAAAUGCAGGCAGUGCAUUAGGCCAAUCUCAGAGCCCUUCAUCCUCAGUUGCAGGUAGUAAGACUGUUAAUAAUUCGGAACCGCGAGAAGUGUCAGUUCAUACAAAUGAGAGUGGCGAAGAAGGAAAUCCAUUUGAAACACUUGAAGGUAGAAUUAGUAUGCUGGAGAAGGUAGUUGCUGACCGGAAAGCGAUAUUGUUCAUGACUUUGUAUGGUGAGUGUGAGCCUAGCCUUUGACAUGAUAAUGCAUGAUUUAGUUUUAUUCCUUUUGCCUUGUAUAUAUAUAUAACUGCUAUUGACUUGGUAAACGAAAUGAAGUUGAGUCUCAGCUUUGAAUCC